GUCCCUCCCUUGUUCCGAGGCGGGGAGCCUCCGGCGGGCGGGCUCCCUUUUCCCUCCUCCUCCCCCCCUUCCCCGAGGCCCCCCACCAUGGCCUCGACCCCCUGCACCCGCUUCACCGACGAGUAUCAGCUCUUCGAGGAGCUCGGAAAGGGGGCCUUCUCGGUGGUGAGGAGAUGCAUGAAAAUCCCUUCGGGACAAGAGUAUGCUGCUAAAAUUAUCAACACCAAGAAGCUCUCGGCCAGGGAUCACCAGAAAUUGGAAAGGGAAGCCAGAAUCUGCCGCCUUUUGAAGCACCCAAAUAUUGUGCGACUCCAUGACAGCAUAUCAGAGGAAGGAUUCCAUUACCUAGUCUUCGAUUUAGUCACUGGAGGGGAACUUUUUGAGGACAUAGUAGCGAGGGAAUAUUACAGUGAAGCUGAUGCAAGUCAUUGUAUACAGCAGAUUCUAGAAAGUGUAAAUCAUUGUCACCUAAAUGGCAUAGUUCACAGGGACCUGAAGCCCGAGAACUUGCUUCUAGCUAGCAAAUCCAAGGGAGCAGCUGUGAAACUGGCAGACUUUGGCUUGGCGAUAGAAGUUCAAGGAGACCAGCAGGCAUGGUUUGGUUUUGCUGGCACACCAGGAUAUCUUUCACCAGAGGUGCUAAGAAAAGAUCCCUAUGGGAAGCCAGUGGAUAUGUGGGCGUGUGGUGUCAUUCUUUAUAUUCUCCUGGUGGGUUAUCCUCCUUUCUGGGAUGAAGAUCAGCAUAGACUUUACCAGCAGAUCAAGGCUGGAGCAUAUGAUUUUCCAUCACCAGAAUGGGACACCGUGACUCCUGAAGCCAAAGACCUUAUCAAUAAAAUGCUUACCAUUAACCCUGCCAAAAGGAUCACAGCUUCAGAGGCACUGAAACACCCAUGGAUCUGUCAACGUUCUACUGUUGCUUCUAUGAUGCACAGACAGGAAACUGUAGACUGCUUGAAGAAAUUCAAUGCUAGAAGAAAACUAAAGGGUGCCAUUCUGACAACCAUGCUGGCUACAAGAAAUUUCUCAGCAGCCAAGAGUUUGCUUAAGAAACCAGAUGGAGUGAAGAUAAACAACAAAGCCAACGUGGUAACCAGCCCCAAAGAAAAUAUACCCACCCCGGCGCUGGAGCCCCAAACCACUGUAAUCCACAACCCAGAUGGAAACAAGGAGUCCACUGAGAGCUCCAACACGACCAUUGAGGAUGAAGAUGUGAAAGCGGCCAAGUGCAUAGAACAUGCAAAUGUAGAGGCUCACCCCCAGAAGUCUGCUUCUUCCCAGGCUACUGUUUCCUCUGUACAGUCACGGAAGCAAGAGAUUAUCAAAGUCACAGAGCAGCUGAUUGAGGCCAUCAACAAUGGAGAUUUUGAAGCUUACACAAAGAUCUGCGACCCAGGCCUUACCGCUUUUGAACCUGAAGCCCUAGGUAACUUAGUGGAAGGGAUGGAUUUUCAUCGAUUCUACUUCGAAAACGCUUUAUCUAAGGGCAACAAGCCAAUCCACACCAUUAUCCUGAACCCUCACGUCCACCUGGUCGGCGACGACGCCGCUUGCAUAGCCUACAUCCGACUGACCCAGUAUAUGGAUGGCAGCGGGAUGCCGAAGACCAUGCAGUCAGAAGAAACUCGGGUCUGGCACCGUCGGGAUGGGAAGUGGCAGAAUGUUCACUUUCACCGUUCGGGGUCACCCACCGUGCCCAUCAAGUAAAUAUUCCCCGGCAGGCGGCCUCCUUCAUACUAAAAAUCAACAGUGCCAGUCCUGCAUUCUCAGUUCGCAAGGAGCCUGGAUGGUAACCACCCAGGACUUCCCUCCUCUUCAUGCAUGUUUCCAAGUGCAUGAAGCUGUGAAGGUCCCACAUGUAAUGCAUAUGUGAUGCAUCAUUUUGUUGUAUAUUCCAUCUGUACAUUUUGUUUACACUUCAACCAGUGGGGAUGUUCCAGGCAAAUUCAAAUUGAUGAUGAGAUUAAAAAAAAAAAAAACCGUGGGGGGGAGGGAGGGGGCAGGGUGGGGAGAGGGAGGCAGUAACCCAACCACAACGAACCAAUUACAGCUCAUUUGUCAUUUUUCUCCGUUUAUGCCAAGUUUCGACAAACUUUCAAUUGAACACUCUCUAGACAGUUUGUAAAAGAAUUGUAAAUUUUUUAGAAUUCUAUACUUGCUAGUUUGUUUAAAAAAGAAAACAAAACAAAAAACCCUUCGGGUUUCUUUCAUGGUCAUAGUUGAGUUGGAUAUUUUCACUGACAGCUUUGUUACUGUAAAACGGUUUAAUCGCAACAGAAUGUGGACAACAGUUACUGACGAAUGUGGAAGCGAGAAGCUGUUGGCUUACUAACUCCGCAAAAGCCGUCUUAGUAAGUGCUCAAGCUGUAUAAACUGGAAAAAGAUCACAGCGUUGACCGGCUUGAUCUCGUUAGAAUGCCUUCAUGCCAUUCUGGUUAAUCGACUGUAUUCCAUCUUUCUCAAAUCUAUAUGCUAGAUCUGCUUUUAUGCUGAGAAUAUGUUGUGAGAGGGGGAAAGAGGAAAGUCGGGGACAGAUAAACAGUAAGUGGAAUAAAGAUUUCUGUAAGCUUGAAGAAUAAGGUAAAGUUUUGGAUCACAUUCAGGGUGUACAGUAAUUUUAUUAAGGAGACUAGAGGGUUUUUUAAUUUUGUUUCUGCUCUUGUUCUAACAUGGUUUAUGUGUUCUAAAUGUCGUAGAAAAAUCAGGCUUUUAAAAAGCUUAGACUGCAAACAAAUCGCGACCUGGUGUAGCUCUGAUAUUUCUCUCCUACCUGAGUGGCAAACAGGAGGUCACCAAAUUCAUAACACGUUAGCACAACGGUUUUGUGCCGCUACACCUGAUGUAUGGAAAAUCUGAUAUGCGGAAUGGUGCAGGGUCACUUGCUGUUUUUCUCUGGCUGCAGAGACCCGUAUAAACUUGGGGAGCCUUUUCCCAGGUCCAAGACCUCUCGAGAACCAAUAUUUUGUGACCCGAACUCUUCUGGCCUCUCCAGUAUAGCCACGGCAGUCUCUGCCUGAAAGCAGUUGGGGUUUUUCAACUUAAAGCGAAAAGAAAGGGAAACUCUAGGUGUUUUGGAUAGGCACCCCUUUUGAUCAUCUUUCAGUUCCUCUAGGACUCAGUCCCUCUCUUGCAAAGCUACCUAGUGCAUGAUGUCUCCAUCGGCGUUCUCUUUAGUGUAGACAGUUUACAACCUGCCGCAGCCUAUUUUUAAAAGCAGAACGAAACCCUUCCAGAUUUAUACCAUUUCACCUUUCUGUGUUGAUUACUAAUCCAAGUUCUUUAACACCUUUAGAUGUUGUUCUAGUGGAUGUAUGGUAGAUGGAUUGAAGCUUUUCUGAUCAUUAUCACAUGAUUUCAAACAAUAUAUAUUUAAAAUAAGCAUAAAGUAAAUGUAUUGAGCCAUGUUAACCUGCCAAUGGGAUCUGUGAAAAAGUAAUGGCCUCAUUUUUUUUUCAUUUUUUUUUUUGUGAAGCGGCUAUAAGUGGCAUAAGUGUAUUUCAAUUAAAAAAAUAGGUGUAGGGUGUUUUGGUUUUUUUUUACACUUUUAACAUAGCAUGUGGUGUUGAAGUAUUCCUGUAGAUCUUAUCUGUCCUCCACACUAAGACGUGAGGAAAUUGCAAGUCUUUCUCUCCACCACAAUUGAAUUAUACACCUAUAUUCUGUCAUUUGAAACACUGCAGUUUACCAUGGGACACAGUGUACAUAUUUCUUGCCAUAAUGGUAAAUGACCGAUUGAUAUAUUUAAGGAUGAAUAAAUUAGUGAUUUCUGCUGAAAA
Messenger RNA from Ornithorhynchus anatinus (platypus), 3776 nucleotides. RefSeq names its product calcium/calmodulin dependent protein kinase II delta (gene CAMK2D). Gene Ontology annotation, biological process: protein phosphorylation. The record is from RefSeq and is a predicted model, not a curated record. Gene Ontology annotation, molecular function: calmodulin binding; calcium/calmodulin-dependent protein kinase activity; ATP binding. NCBI's taxonomy places the organism in Eukaryota, Metazoa, Chordata, Mammalia, Monotremata, Ornithorhynchidae. The coding region runs from base 88 to 1707 and encodes 539 amino acids. Gene Ontology annotation, cellular component: cytoplasm; neuron projection. The transcript is spliced from 21 exons.